AUGUCAGCUCCUGCUGUGGCAGUUAACAUUUCAGGAACCUUUGGCGCUCUACUCAUUGGGGGGAUUGUGGCUUCUAUAUUCUCUGGGAUCGUCACGGUCCAGACCGUCGUCUACUUCAAGAACUAUUCACAUGAUGUCGCUAUUCUCAGAGUCCUUGUAAGCACCACGUCUUGCAAUUGCAUGCAUGUUCAUGGUCGCCUUAUCUACGCGCAGGUGGCUGCCGUCUGGUUUCUAGACUUCUUGCACACUAUCUUCGUCAGCAUGUCAUUAUGGGAUCAUCUCAUUGCGCACUUCGGUGAUCAGGCGCGGAUAGACUUUAUUCCUUGGUACAUAUCCCCCCACCCCUUCUGUAUGUAUAAUAACCUUUUUCCUACUGCUUUGUCCAGGUCUCUAGCCGUGAGUAAUCUCAUGCAGUACAUUUUGAUAGGAAAAUGGCUAAUACUUCGUCUUGGAUAUCAGACCACGAUCGCAUUGACGGCCGCCCUCACUUAUCUUGUACAUGGCUUGAACAAUUUCUUCAUUUCUGUGCCACUGGCUAUCCUCGCCACUGCUCGUCUUUGCUUCGCUUCAUUGACCACGAAUAAGCUGAUUACGCUUAGGAGCCUCAAACGUUUUGUUCAACUGUACACGUUCUCGUUCACUUCGGGAUUGGCGUUAUCAUCCGCGCUAGACGUCCUCAUCACAGGAUUUCUCUGCUACCUCUUAAGGAAGAAUCAAAAGAAAAUGUCCAGCAUGAAUCACGUCCUUGACAAGUUGAUCUUGUAUUCUUUUGAGAACGGAUCGUUGACUUGCGCUGCCGUUGUAGUGUCCAUGAUCUGUUGGUUAGAAAGGGGAAACAACCUCAUCUUCCUGGGCCUCCACUUUGUCAUCAGCAAAUUCUACGCCAAUUCUCUUUUGGCGACACUUAACACCCGGAAGGGUCUGCGUCCCGGUCACCGUGCUUCACCUUCCAACUCGAACGACCGCCAGCCCAUCAUGUUCCCAGACAACUUCCGAGGGCCGCGUCCCUCGAUGAAGAGACUUUCGGAGGAAGAGACCAAAACUACACCAGUCAGCACAUCUCUGUCAUCCGAGUCGUCUCCAGUUUAA
Molecule: messenger RNA, 1089 nt
Organism: Laccaria bicolor S238N-H82
Lineage: Eukaryota; Fungi; Basidiomycota; Agaricomycetes; Agaricales; Hydnangiaceae
Exons: 15
Coding region: 1-1089 (362 amino acids)
Source: RefSeq, a predicted model, not a curated record